Molecule: messenger RNA, 1034 nt
Organism: Chironomus riparius
Lineage: Eukaryota; Metazoa; Arthropoda; Insecta; Diptera; Chironomidae
Source: the annotation of a GenBank genome assembly
UUUGCUUUUUUUUUAAAAAUAAAUAUUGGCUCAAAUUUCAAAUCUCAAGUUUAAUUAAUUAAAUUAACAGAACAGAGACCAUGAUGAAGUUCCGUGGAUCUGGCAGAGGGAUUAAGAGACGAAGACCGUCAUCACUUAAUCGCAUUGAUUUGCCUGAUUUCAUUCCAUUGGAACGCAUUGAACCUAGCCAGUCUUAUCAUAUACAAAAUCGGAAUCAAAACUUUCAUUCAGCACCAUUCCAAGACAAUCGAAAGACCAAUAAUCAGAAGCAGAAUUAUAAUAAUACUAAUAAUGAUAGAUAUAGUGAAGAAAGACAUCAUCAGAAUCGACGUGAACACAGUGGAAGUAUGGAGCAUCAAAAGCGGAAACAUUCUCCAAUCACUCAUCAUCCAAGUUCCAGUCAACCAAUCAAAUAUCGUUCAAAAUCACCAAAGAAUCUUAAAGUUAUUGCUCAUUUUGGAAAUCAUCGAAAACAUAAUGCUAGCUUCUCAGAAUAUGACUCUUUUCAUGGACAGUAUGGACAGAAAAGGCAGCAUGAUGAAUCACGUCAAAAGCCUUCGCCCAUUGUUUUUGAUCUCAAUGAUCCAAGAAGACACUCCACGAAUGAAUCCAAUGGAUAUCAAAUGCAAAUGCCAUCAAAAAGUAAUCAUCAGAUGAUGGUUCCUGAAUGUAGUAACAGUCAAAGCAAGGACCGUGACAAUAUUUUGGUCUCUUUAAAAUGUCGUUCUGAAUAUCAUGAGACACCGCCUAAUGAUGUUAAUACGGUGCUUGAAGAUAGUGACAUUUUAGUGCGAUUAGAGACAUUAGAAAAAGAUAAGAAACAGCUACUGGUUCAUUGCAAUGGACUACGUGAUACCGUUGAUCAAUAUUAUAGAGAAAUAUCUAAACUAGAGGCAUUAAUUCAUACAUUUUCUCAAGAAAUUGAGAUCAUAAAGCGUAGAAUCUAUAAUUAAGCAAGUAAGUUAAGUAAGCUAAUUUUAAUAGCUAAAAUAACGGCUGUAAACAAAUCAAAUAUUUUUCCGAUAAGUUUGUUA